Messenger RNA from Rhinolophus ferrumequinum (greater horseshoe bat), 2078 nucleotides. RefSeq names its product pyrimidinergic receptor P2Y6 (gene P2RY6). Gene Ontology annotation, cellular component: plasma membrane. The record is from RefSeq and is a predicted model, not a curated record. The transcript is spliced from 4 exons. Lineage: Eukaryota; Metazoa; Chordata; Mammalia; Chiroptera; Rhinolophidae. Bases 470 to 1513 code for a protein of 347 amino acids. Gene Ontology annotation, molecular function: G protein-coupled ADP receptor activity; G protein-coupled UTP receptor activity; G protein-coupled UDP receptor activity. Gene Ontology annotation, biological process: G protein-coupled receptor signaling pathway; cellular response to pyrimidine ribonucleotide.
UCCGGGAGUCAGAAUUUGCUCCAACACCUCACAGACCAACGUGGAGCUCAGUAACUCUGGGCCACCCCUCAGAUGCCUACAAAGUGCUGCUCCUCCCACAUUAGAUGGGCCACAAAUGGAGCCCCGGUUCCACAUGGCUGACAUUUGAGGGUGAGGACUUGCGGUUUGGUGGAAGGCAGUCCAGCUGAUUGGAAGACAACCGACUGACUGGUGGCCUUGGCAAGGGAAGCUGUUUUCACUCUAACCACCAGGGAGCGCUGUGGCUUCAGGGCUCUGACAGACCAGCGUUUGUAGCCUCAAAUCAACAGGAAGGAGGCUUAGGACUCCCGAAUCACCUCCUUCCCUCACUUUAUGGAUAAGAAAACUGCAGCCAAAAGAAGGACCAUGGCUUUAGAAGGUGGAAUCCAGGCCGAGGAGGUGGGCGCUGUCCUUGGUCAGCUCACGAUGUAGGACGCCCAGACAGGCAGCCAUGGAGUGGCACAAUGGCUCAAGCCAAACUCUGGACUCACCGCCCACAACCUGUGUCUACCGAGAGAACUUCAAGCAACUGCUGCUGCCACCUGUGUACUCGGUGGUGCUGGCGGUCGGCCUGCCACUGAAUGCCUGCGUCAUUGCCCAGAUUUGCACAUCCCGCCGGGCUCUGACCCGCACGGCUAUAUACACCCUGAACCUGGCCCUAGCUGACCUGCUGUAUGCCUGCUCCCUGCCCCUGCUCAUCUAUAACUAUGCCCAAGGUGACCACUGGCCCUUCGGCGACCUCACGUGCCGCCUGGUCCGCUUCCUCUUCUACGCCAACCUACAUGGCAGCAUCCUCUUCCUUACCUGCAUCAGUUUCCAGCGCUACUUGGGUAUCUGCCACCCUCUGGCUGCCUGGCACAAGCGUGGGGGCCGCCGGGCUGCCUGGCUCGUGUGUGGGGCUGUGUGGCUGGUCGUGACGACGCAAUGCCUGCCCACAGCCUUCUUUGCCUCCACGGGCAUCCAGCGUAACCGCACUGUCUGCUACGACCUGAGCCCACCAGCCCUGUCCACUCGCUACUUGCCCUAUGGCAUGGCCCUCACAGUCAUCGGCUUCCUGCUGCCCUUUGCCGCCCUGCUGGCCUGCUACUGCUGCCUGGCCCGCCGUCUAUGCCGCCAGGAUGGCCCAGUGGGGCCUGUGGCCCAGGAGCGGCAUGGCAAGGCAGCCCGCAUGGCUGUGGUGGUGGCAGCCGCCUUUGCCAUCAGCUUCCUACCUUUCCAUGUCACCAAGACAGCUUACCUGGCAGUGCGCUCUACUCCCGGUGCCCCCUGCCCCGUGUUGGAGGCCUUUGCAGCCGCCUACAAAGGCACACGGCCCUUCGCUAGUGCCAACAGUGUGCUAGACCCCAUCCUCUUCUAUUUCACGCAGAAGAAGUUCCGCCGGCGGCCACAUGAGCUGCUACAGAAACUCACAGCCAAGUGGCAACGGCAGGGUCGUGAGACCACUGGGGCGGGACACCUGUGCCUGGACAGCCAUGGUGUUUGCCGUUGUGGCUGAGGCACCAGAAGACUCACCAACCCUAAACCAUGCAGAGAAUUAAGAGUUUAGCUCAGCUGUGCAUGUAGUGAGGUCUCCCACAGACCCCAAAAUCUCACCAACUAUUUAUUGAUCCCUUUCACUGGACCAGAUUCUGUGGCCACAGAGACAGACUAGCCUGGGCCUGGCCCUCCAGAAGUUCCCUGUCAACCAUGGAGAGUGGGAGAAGCCAUGUUAAGCUGCUCACAAAAAUAUAGUGUGACAUGUACUAUAAUUGAGUAUGCUACAUGCUUUGGAGUCACCAAUAAGGGAGUGAAGGAAGAUUGGAGUGGGAAGUGAGAGCUUCUGGGAAGAGGCAUUUGAGCUGGGUUUUGAGGGAUGAAUAUGAGCUUUCUGAGUGUGCCGUUCCAUUCAUUCAGCAAACCUUUACUGACACCUUGUGUUCAGGCCUGGGUGAGUUCUGGGGCCCCAGUAGUACCAGCCCCAGCCCUGCCCCAUACCGGCUCCCAACUACUGGAGGUACUGACACAGUGAUGGCAAAGCUGUAAUAGAGGGAAGCAUGUCUAGGGGAAGAGGUGCCCAGAAG